Molecule: messenger RNA, 1911 nt
Organism: Synchiropus splendidus (mandarinfish)
Lineage: Eukaryota; Metazoa; Chordata; Actinopteri; Syngnathiformes; Callionymidae
Gene: ctsf
Product: cathepsin F
Exons: 14
Coding region: 156-1577 (473 amino acids)
Cellular component (GO): lysosome
Molecular function (GO): cysteine-type endopeptidase inhibitor activity; cysteine-type endopeptidase activity
Source: RefSeq, a predicted model, not a curated record
UCAUAGCCCGGUUAAACUCCUCCUACAAACUGUUUUUGUUUGGCAACAAUCGGAGCCGCAGUGACCCAGGUAUCGAUUGUUCUCGCUGAGCAGCUCUUUUAAACCGAACCGGUCCUGAACCACGUUCUCCUCCCCGGGAAACGAGCGGCUCUAACAUGGCGGCGGGAUCAUUACGCAUCUCCCUGCUGGUGCUGGCGGCCUGGGCCGCGGCUCUGAGCGCGGUGCUGGGUCUGGGCGAGGACCUGGACCGGCCUCUGUUCGGUCCCCCCGGAUCUCCCAUCCAUCUGAGAGAGAGCGACCCCGGUUUGAAGAGAGUUCUCAAGUUCGCCGAAGAACGCUACAACCUGGGCUCCAACGCUAUGCACCUCCGCAAAGUCAGCCGGCUGGUCUCCGCCACCAAACAGCUGGUAAAGGGGAUCCGCUACACGAUGACUGUUGAGCUGAGCAACACUCAGUGCAAGAAAUCCACCAUGCUGAGGACAUGUGACUUCUAUCCCGAGUCAGAGAAACUCAAGACGGAGGUUUGUGUGUUUGAAGUCUGGGACAUUCCCUGGCAAGGCAGCACCACGAUGAUCAAACAGAAAUGCCAGCCAAAAGAUGAGCCCCAAGAGACCAACAAGAUGGAGAGUCUGACCAGCAGCCAGCCCGUGGAGGAGUCUGUGCAGCUGCUGGGCCAGUUUAAAGAGUUCAUGGUGAAAUACAACAAAGUCUACAGCAGCCAGGAGGAGGCUGACCGACGACUGAAAACCUUCCACGAGAAUCUGAAAACGGCUGAGAAGCUGCAGGCUCUUGAUCAGGGCUCAGCCGAGUACGGCGUCACGAAGUUCAGCGACCUGAGCGAGGAGGAAUUCCGCACCACCUAUCUGAAUCCCAUGCUGAGUCAGUGGACUCUUCAGAGGCCACUGAAACCAGCCACCGCGGCCAGAAGCCCCGCCCCCGACAGCUGGGAUUGGAGGGAUCACGGGGCUGUGAGUCAGGUUAAGAACCAGGGAAUGUGCGGCUCCUGCUGGGCCUUCUCUGUCACCGGCAACAUCGAGGGCCAGUGGUUCCUGAAAAAUGGAAAGUUGCUGUCUCUCUCUGAGCAAGAGCUGGUGGACUGCGACGGGCUGGACCACGCAUGCAAAGGUGGGCUGCCGUCCAACGCUUAUGAGGCCAUCGAGAAGUUGGGCGGACUGGAGUCAGAGACGGACUACUCCUACACCGGGAAGAAGCAGCAGUGCGACUUCCUCAGCAGGAAAGUGGCGGCCUACAUCAACAGCUCGGUGGAGAUUUCCCAGGACGAGCGUGAGAUCGCUGCCUGGCUGGCUGAGAACGGGCCGGUGUCUGUUGCUCUCAACGCUUUCGCCAUGCAGUUCUACAGAAAGGGAAUCUCUCACCCCUUCAAGAUCUUCUGUAACCCCUGGAUGAUCGACCACGCCGUGCUGCUGGUGGGAUACGGGGAGCGUAUUGGAAUUCCGUUCUGGGCCAUCAAGAACAGCUGGGGGGAGGAUUACGGAGAGCAGGGCUACUACUACCUGUACAGAGGGGCCAACGCGUGCGGCGUCAACAAGAUGUGCUCAUCUGCUGUUGUCAACUGAAACACUUCCACCUGCUUCGCUCACUUCUGCAUCACUCAGCGAGCGACAAACUUCUAGAUGUUACUUUGCGUCACUUUGUUUCAGUCCAGUGUUACUUUCCUGAUCCUCCUCCCUCUCCAUCCAAGCACUAACAACACUAGUUCUGCCAAACUGCUGACAUUGUUGAGCUGUUUUAGAUUUGUGUUUUUAUCUGCAGGCCGAUAAUGGCAUUUUAAACAGUGAGACUGCUGUGCAAAUUAGCGCUCUGUAUUCUGGUUUUAGCAGGUCACAUUUUGAAUACCAGAAUAUUGUGGAAAGCUGUGAGAAUUUUGAAUAAAGCUGAAUUGUUACCAUU